This is a messenger RNA of Didymella exigua CBS 183.55, 561 nucleotides long. RefSeq lists its product as uncharacterized. Bases 1 to 561 code for a protein of 186 amino acids. Lineage: Eukaryota; Fungi; Ascomycota; Dothideomycetes; Pleosporales; Didymellaceae. The transcript has a single exon. The record is from RefSeq and is a predicted model, not a curated record.
AUGAUACGGAUUUUCGCGUCAGCAGUCACCCAGGAGCCAGUGAGCGAGAGCUGGGUUACCCGCUUCAUCAACAAGCACUCUAUCCAUCUCAUCUCUCAAUAUUCAACCAGGAUAGACACUAAUUGCUACAACGCUGAUUCGUACACCAAGUAUGAGUUAUACUUUAACCUACUGCAGCAAAAGAUUGCUGAAUAUAAGAUUAAGAGCUGCCACACAUACAAUAUGGACGAGAAGGGAUUCAUGAUUGGAGUAACCACCAGGACCAAGCAUGUGUUCAGCCAGCGGAUGUGGGAGAAGGGAGGGGUCAAGGCAUCACUCCAAGAUAGCAAUCGUGCGUGGAUUACGUUGUUAGCUUGUGUGUGUGGUGAUGGAUCAGCACUACCUCUAGGUAUCCUAUACAAGUCUGCCAACAGCACUAUCCAAUCAAGCUGGGUUGAAGAGAUAGAGUUAGGGGUACACUCUGCGUUUGUUUCUUCAACACCUACAGGCUGGACCAACAACAAUACAGGCCUUGCCUGGCUUAAACAGGUGUUUAAUCGCUUCACUAAGGCCAAAGCCUAG